Molecule: messenger RNA, 2234 nt
Organism: Sciurus carolinensis (gray squirrel)
Lineage: Eukaryota; Metazoa; Chordata; Mammalia; Rodentia; Sciuridae
Gene: Nde1
Product: nudE neurodevelopment protein 1
Exons: 9
Coding region: 189-1220 (343 amino acids)
Biological process (GO): cell migration; microtubule nucleation; centrosome localization
Cellular component (GO): kinesin complex; centrosome; kinetochore
Molecular function (GO): microtubule binding
Source: RefSeq, a predicted model, not a curated record
UCUCUUCAGUCCCCGAAGGUCGAGACUGGACCCUUCUCUCUGUCCUGCUUGUCAUUAGACCCACCCACCCAGCAUGGCAUCAACUCUGGAAACAUCUCGCCUCCUUUCCUUUCCCGAGGAUUAAAUUUUAAGCCUCAUUGGCCAAGACACCAUGCCAAAAAAAGAGUGAUCUCGUCCCCGUUUUCACGAUGGAAGACUCAGCAAAGACUUUUGGCUCUGAGGAGGAAGAAGCCAGCUACUGGAAAGAUUUGGCGAUGACCUACAAGCAGAGGGCAGAGAAUACACAGGAGGAACUUCGAGAAUUCCAAGAGGGGAGCCGAGAAUAUGAAGCCGAGUUGGAGACACAGCUGCAGCAGAUCGAAUCCAGGAACCGAGACCUUUUGUCAGAGAACAAUCGCCUUCGCCUGGAGCUGGAAACUGUCAAGGAGAAGUUUGAGCUGCAGCAUUCCGAAGGCUACCGGCAGAUCUCGGCCUUAGAGGACGAUCUGGCUCAGACCAAAGCCAUUAAAGACCAGCUGCAGAAGUACAUCCGGGAGCUGGAGCAAGCCAACGAUGACCUGGAAAGAGCCAAGCGAGCCACGAUCAUGUCUCUGGAAGACUUUGAGCAGCGCUUGAAUCAAGCCAUUGAAAGAAAUGCCUUCCUGGAAAGUGAACUUGAUGAGAAGGAGAACCUCCUAGAGUCUGUUCAGCGACUGAAGGACGAAGCCAGAGAUUUGCGGCAGGAGUUGGCUGUGCAGCAGAAGCAAGAGAAGCCCAGGACGCCCCUGCCCAGCUCGGUAGAAGCCGAGAGGACAGACACAGCUGUGCAGGCCACGGGCUCCGUGCCAUCCACUCCUAUAGCUCAUCGGGGACCCGGCUCUGGCUUAAACACACCAGGGACAUUCAAACGCGGUCUGGACAGCUCCAACAGCGGAACCCUCCUCACGCCCGCAGCCCGGAUUUCAGCCCUCAACAUUGUGGGGGACCUGCUUCGGAAAGUAGGGGCACUGGAGUCCAAACUCGCAUCCUGCCGGAACUUCGUGUAUGAUCAGUCCCCAAACCGGACAGGUGGCCCUGCCUCGGGACGGGGGAGCAAGAACCGAGACAGCGGGGACAGACGGACAAGCGGCACCAGCGUACCUCUGGGCGACAAAGGGUUGGGAAAACGCUCGGAGCUCGGGAAGCCGCCCUCGCGUUCCUCCUCGCCUCCUGCCCCCGGGGUGGUCAAGCUGUUGCUCUAGGCUGACCGGAGCCCGCUUCCCCUGCUCGCCAGGCUGCUGGUGUUUUAAGUUAGUGAGAAACGAGAGCCGGCCGUCACCAUGGUUGGCUUGUGCUGCACCGAGGCUGUUCCCUGGGGCCCACGUGUUGUCCCCAUGAAAUGACGUCUCUGUCCCUAGCCCCACUGUCAGUGUGCGCGGGGACAAAGUGGGCCCCUGGGAGGCGUGACAGGGAGGGUGAUUGGCUGCCCAAGGCCCGCGGCCCUGAGAGGUGCUUCUCGUGUCCGGGGUCCCCCACGGGGGAUCUGGGCUCACCCGGAUGCACUGCCCGGCCCCUCUCCCCGGAGCUGUCUUCCUGGACAGACCCUCCUGUGCCUCGAGACGCCCUGAGCUCACCUCCAGGAGUGGAGAAUGGAAGACCCACGUGCCUUUCGGACACCCCAUCCUGGACCCCUGGGGCUUUAACUGCCUUUCUCGAGGUUUUUAGAGAAGUCUUGGAGUUUCAGAGUCGUUGCCAGGUUGAUCGGGGUCUGUGGGAAGUCUGUCCUCUGCCAAAUGCUGACCCUUAGUCUCCCUGAGGCCCCUGCCCUGGUGUGGAGGGACAUCUGCACUGGGACCCUGGGGCACAGCCCUGAGAACAGGACUUGGAAAUAGGAGCUCAUCAUGGAGUAACCGGGGCAGCCUUCACGUGAGAGGAGAGCGCAAGAUCGCCCGGCCCAGGGAGAAGGGAGGAGCCGUCGCGGAUCCCGGGUCACGGUGUGUCUGCUCCUCUGCUGGCCACGCAGCAGCCUCCCGCUCUUGGACACAGGUGGCAGGCAGGUGCCAGCCACGGGAACCGCACACAGCCUGGUGGCCCCAGCUGUGUCCUGUAAGAACCAGCAAAACUAGCCAUGAGAGGAAGAAAGCGUCUCAGGUGCUGCCCGGGUCUGGAGAUGCAGCCGCGGGGCUGGAUUUCUUCCCCCUAAAACUUCCUAACCUGUAUUAGUAAAAGACGGACUUUUUAUUUUUCUAAAGAACAAUAAAAUCAGGAGGGACUCA